Messenger RNA from Schistosoma mattheei, 7770 nucleotides. The record is from the annotation of a GenBank genome assembly. Lineage: Eukaryota; Metazoa; Platyhelminthes; Trematoda; Strigeidida; Schistosomatidae.
AUGAGACUGCGUAUGAUACCCGUGAUAUUCAAAGAAGGUAUCGUAGCCUCUCUUACUGGCGGAUUCUAUUUUGAUUCUUCCCAAACUCAUUUCGCAAAUGUCAUUCAUGUCUAUGUUUGGAUCAUCCUAUUUGUUAUACCUCUGGUUCUGUAUAUGAUUUCAGGAAAUUCCCACAUCACGGCAUUGCUUUAUGGGUUUUCCAUCGGGUCCUUCGUCCUUAUAGUUAAGCUAGUAAUUUGGAGACUUCACGAUCUUCUGGAUAAAAGUGACCCUGUUGAUAAUAAUCAGGAAGCUAGUAAAGAAAACCUAAAGAAACAGCCAUCAACUGGGCACCAGACAGGUGUUCAUGAAGAUGAUCAGGAUAUUAAUGACAUUGAAAACAAGUGCCGAAGAAUUGGGAUAGCCGGGAUUGAAUUAGCUGAUUUAAGAGACUCUACUUUGAACCAUGCUUGUCGUUUUACUGAUAGUGAAAUGAAUGUUGGAAGUCCCAUUCAAAAUACACAUAUAUUGAAUGACAAGGGGAUUUGUAAAUAUAAAUCUUUGAAAAACAAUCUAGAACCAGAUCUUGCAUUUUCUGAGAGUUUCACCAAUUCUGUCACGUUUCCCGUUUCUUCCUUUCAACUUGGACCUUCCACCUCACGAUUAAACUACGUUACAAUCGAACAGUCGCCUAAUUUUUCAAAUCGCGAUUCUCUGGUUCCUGGUCUAAGUGUAGUUGAAGAGAAACAAUCAACGGAAAAUAACAAGCUAAAUUCGUCAAACUCUAACUGUGCCUUAUUUUCUAAUAAUAGCAACCAAAUUUAUAAGAGUGAGACAAUUACUUCAGGACCACUGAAAUCCACAAUAUCAUCAACGUCCGCAGAGACAAAAAACACUGAUUUUACCCAUAAUUUGAAUGCAAGAACAGUUAAACCUGUUUAUGUAAAUACCCCGUUAAAAUCAUUUAGUGGGAGGAGUUGUCAGAGGGCUCCUGUUAGAAGGCAGUUUUCUGAAACAGCAGUAAAAAAUGCAUUUGAAGUCCAAAGGUUGGUUACGUUUUAUGAUCAAACUGAUCGAAUCCCUGGUUUACAGUUUGAUCACUUUGUUCCUGAGAUUACCAGUUCGACUACAGGAGAGCUGUCAGUGGACAAAUCUUCGCGUCCCAUUACUUCUAUAUCUGGUCGCUCUCUUGUGAGAUCUAGUUCAGUACGCACGGAAAUCGAACAGUGUAAGCGUAUUCUAAAUCAAUUGAAAUGGGACGUGAAUCAACUUCCUCCCAUACCUGUCACUCGAUUCACUCCCUCAAUGAAGGAUCUAGAUACCUUAGAUUUGAAUCCCAAGGUUCUUCAAUCAGCACCUUUAUCUUUUGUAAGAAGUAGAUCACAGCUCCGAAGACGUGCUUUGUUCAUAGAUAGGGAUCAGAAUAAGAGAACUAUUACGUAUUUAACUGCAUCCGACCGAAACAGCAUUCCAUAUUCCACUGAACUUUCACUAUCCGAGACAAUUUUAUUCUGGCGUCAGUGCUUUGGAAACAUUAAUUUUGACAGGUCUGCGAGACGUCGACAUCAACAAGCUGACAUAAUUGCGUUCAAUGAAAUUCCCUUGUCCAAUAUGAAUCUUCGUCCUCUCAGACUUCCUAGAGGAUGGCGUUCUCACAGUCUACAUUAUGAUCCUGCAGCAAUGAAAUCAUUCACACUUUACCCUCGACAAGUCGUUCGACGUCCUGGUACAACUGUCUGUUUACAACGUCAACAGUCAGCUGGGUCGACUUCAUCAGCUGUAGUCAAUAGUUCUUCACUGCAAUAUGGUACUCCAGUAAAGAAAACUAUUCAAUUUCUUCAACAGGUACAAAAUGAUCCUGACAACGUACCUGUUGAUGCAGAGCAUCUAACUUCAAAAUGGCCUACCAGUUCUUCGAAUGUUCUUGUUGAAGUUCAACCUAGUACACAGAGUCAUGAUUUAAACGAAAAAGUAGAUGAAUAUAUAGAAAAAAAAGUGAAGGAUAUAGAGAUUACCUCGUUAUGUAACUAUUUGUCUAAUGAUGGUUUUACUGUCAAUUCGCAAACACCAACAACUCAUCCUCUGGAUAAAUCUAGUUUAAAUAAGAUUGCUAAUGGUCAUUACAGUGUUGAGUCUAACAAACCGCUUCUUACAAAGACUAGAGGGUGUAAUCGUUUAACUCGUCAAGCUGGAUUUCGUCGUCGCCCUGCUAUGGCCUCUGGUUCUUAUGGUCAGUCAAAAGGUGUAACUUCACUUAAAAAUGAAAAGGUGGCUAGUUCUCGUGAUAAUCACUUACAACCGGAAGUUACACAAGAGAUAAAAAGAAGUGAUGUAGACAGUAAUUUACAGACUUCGUCCAGUGUUUCGAAACCUAUAUCAACAAAUCCUAUUUCAGUCGAUCAAGCUGUUGACAAUUUACUCGCUCAUCUAAUGGGUGUUAAAUCAUUGGCUGAUACUGGAUUAACUCGACAGCAAUGCUUAUUUCAGUUGCGUGGUAAUGGAAAUACUGAAGAUUCAGAAAAUGCUGAAUGGGAUAUUUUGUAUGCCGUCACCGAAGCUGCCACUGAUAAUGCUACAGUAAUACCAGAACCAACUGAAACUAUUACUACUAAUAUUGCUACUAUUACCACUACUACUGCUACAUCUCAAACUGACGGUCAACCAGCUCAACUCAGAUCUGCUAGUCCUGAGACAAAAAAUCGCGAUGGUACUUAUCAAGACGAUGCAUUUAAUAAUUUAGAUGAAGAUUCAUGGGAUUUACAAGAAAUCAGUAUCAAAGCACGCUUUCAAUCUACUAAUGAGAAUCAAGAGGUUGACGAUGAAAUUCAUACUCAAGAAGCUGUGGCUAAUCGAUCCAAUGACUCUGGUUCCGAUGGUAAUGGUGGUAAUAAUUCAUCGUCGAAUUCAUUACUUUGGUUUUUUCGUAAAGGUUUUAGACCUUCAAAAUUACAACAACAACAACAACAACAAAAUCGUCCAUUAUCAACUGCUCCUAUAUAUACUAUAUCAUUAUCACCAUGUUUUCCAUUUACGUUUCGUUUUCACUUGAAUCGUUUAGAGUUGGGAUAUAUUUUUGAUAAAAGUUUUACUAUCAUGGAAAUUAUAUUAUGCUCUAUUUUGGCCGCUUUAGUCAGUAUUAUUGGCUAUUAUACUUUACGUACAGCAAGUUUUCAAAAUUAUGGACCAUUAGCAUGUUUCACUAUUGCUGGAUGUCAUUAUUCACUUAUGAAAAGUGUUCAACCCGAUCCAGCUUCACCAAAACAUGGAUUUAAUCGUUUGAUCGUAUUCACUCGUUCAUUUUUCUUCUGUACUUUUGCUUCUAUCUAUCUACUGGCUAAUUACUUAUAUCAACCACAAAAAUCUGUACCAUUUUCAGGAGAAAUGUCAAGUAUAGAACAUACAGGAGAAUUACGUUUUGAAUCAAUUACAACAAUAUAUCAAUCGACUAGACAAAUGUUACCAUUAGAUAUUGGUGAAACAUCAAAUGAAUUAACAACAGAGAAAAUAAAUUGGCGUGUGCCUAAUUUUUAUCAUCUUUCUCAAUCUUCUAAAAUGAUUGUUGAACCUUCUUCUUCUCCAUCUACUAUUAAAUUCUAUGGUGUUAAUUUAUCUGUAGAUCGUUUAACCUGCUUAGUUAAAUAUUCAUCUAUAUAUGUUCUAUUAAUAUUUCCCAUAUUGUUCUGUCUUGGCUUGAUGCCUCAAAUAAACACUGUACUUAUUUAUGCUUUAGAACAAUUAGAUAUUCAUAUUUUUGGAGCAAGUGGUACUACUGGACUUUUUUCAGUAAUAUUAUCUAUUUUUCGAACAUUCAUAGUGAUUGGUUUGACAUUUGUUCCAUGUUAUUAUGCUGUACAAAAGUCCGAUCCCCAAUGCAUGCUAUUUUCAAUAUUUUGGGGUAUACAAAUUGCAUUGUGCUUUUUACUAAGUCGUCUACCAUCGAAUACUAUACUUUAUGAGACACUUUUUCCUUCUGAACGUCGUAUAUACUAUUGGUAUCGUAUUCGAAUGUUUUUCUACAACGCUUUGCAUAAAAUAACUGUAAAAUGUAAUUUAAUUUUUCGAUCAAAAGAGAGAAAGGAAAAGAAGAAAACACACAGAUCUCAAUUAACUUCCAUCGAUAAAUCUAAUUGGUGGAGACGACUACCUCUACUGUUUCCUAAUCUUCGUAUGAAAUCUACAAAUGCAUCAUUUAAGAGAACUGAUGAAAAUGUUGAAGAAUUUCUCCUUACUCGUCUAACACACACAAGAGAAUGUGUAGAUGUUGAGAGUGGAGUGCCAGUUCAAAGUAACAGUUUGCCAUGUCGAUUGAUCAGUCGAGAUAGCUUAACUCAGUCAACUUCUACACCCGCUAUUAAAUACGAUUUUGAAGCACCUUCAACAAUUGUUGUAUCAUCCAGUUGGAUUGAAUCGCAGGAUGUUAAUAAUUCUGAAAAUAAGAAAUUCUCUACACUUGAUAAGAUUAACAAUAAUACUAAUAAUGGUGAUAACAAUAACAAUGAUAAUAAUAAUAAUCGUACCAAUACAUUACCAUCAUUUGUAAUUGAUCAGAAUCUAUCAGCAUCUAGUGACUACCGAACAAUAUCAAACCACCGAUUCAAAACAACACAAUCACAAUUUAAAAAUGAUGAUCCUUUACCAAAUUUAAUUAGAAUCUCAUUAUUGGCACGUUUUGAAAAUGAUUUACUCUCUUGUAUUUUAUGGUUCAUUUUAGCGUUCCUUAUUCAUUUGACAAUUACUAUAAUCAAUACUACUAUUGAUUCUACAGAUUUUCAUUCUUAUUAUUACUGUUACAUUUUAAAUUGGAUCAGUGUUGUACUUGGUUUUCUGUUGCAUUAUGUUUGGCCUAAUUUUAGAAAGCCGUAUCCAUGGUUACUGCUUGUGAAACCUGUUGUUGAACCUGAUGUUCACGGAAGAAUUAUUCGCUGGGAAGUUGCUUAUUUUUGGCUUUGUUGGGUAGAAAGAAACGUGUUCUUGCCUGCUAUUACUAUGUGUACAGUCACUCAAUCUUUUGAUUCAAUGGCAGUGAAGUUUGGACCGUUACUAUCCACAUUCAUAAUUAUUGUAUGUAGUAUGAAAAUGUUACGAAAUGGUUUUUGUUGUGCGAAACAAACUUACCUAAGUUUGUUUUUCACGAAUUUAUUAUUUUCAUUUGAUUUCUACAAUUUUAAAGAAGCAUUCCCUAUUAAUUAUUUCUUUGUAUCACUUCUUGUUAGCAAGUUUAUUGAAUUAUUCCGAAAAUUGCAUUUCAUCUAUGUGUAUUUAGCUCCAUUCAAUAUUAUUUGGGGUUCUGUUGCACAUGCAGUUGUACAACUUGGCUCAAUCCCUCACUCUGUAUUCCUAUUCGCAAAUUGCAUUUUUUCUACAAUUUUAUCAGCACCAUUGGAACCUUUUAUGGCUAGUGCAAUUUUUAUUACAUCUUAUGUAAGACCGAUUAGUUUUUGGGAGACUAAUCAUCGGACCCAACGAAUAGAAACAACUAAUAUGCCUAUAGCAGCUCAAUUGAAAGGAAUUUCUAAACAUCAGGUAUCUGGUAAUCUGGAUGGCAUAUUUUAUGAACAUUUAACAAGGAAAUUACAACGAACAUUAGCCGGUGAUUUACAACUUGGACGUAUUGGCGGGUUAACCGUUCAACAUGGUGAUGUAUUCAUUUUAUCAACUGAUGAUUUAAACCUGUUGAUUCAUAUUAUUGAAGUAGGCAAUGGAUUCGUUACCUAUCAACUUCGUGGUCUUGAGUUUAUCGGUACUUUGUGUCAUGCUAGUGAAUCAGAAGCAUUACGUUCAGAUCCUCAUAAGAGUAAACGGUUCUGUUGUUGUCAUUCAAAAACUAUUCACGGAAUGUUAAGUUUUAACACUGCUGUUCGUUUGCGUUGUAUGACAUGGCAAUUUGCAUAUACACCAUAUAUAGUUGAAGGUUAUGAAGUUACUGAUCACAGUGCUGGAUUAACAUUUCAAUUAACAGACUUACGGAAAGUAUUGAUCAGUCGAUUUGUUCAUUGUAUUAUUUAUUUUGUUUGUAAAUUGCCGAAUUUAUCGAGUCGAUUAACUCAACUAACACCAUGUUUAGAUUCCAAUCGAUUUUCAUCACCAGAUUACUUUGAUUUGGAUCCUGUAUUUUUCAAAGCAAUUGAUGAUGACUUUGAUGAAGAUGUUAGUGGUGUUACUAAACAACGUUUUAUUCAAAUUUAUUCCGAUUGGAUAGCAUAUUGUUUAAAAAAACAAAGUGGAAAUUCAUCUGUACCAUGUGGUCCUGAUUCACCUGUGGUGUCGUUAUGUUUAGCUUUAAGCUUACUUGGUAGGCGAUGUAUGGGUGGUCAACAGUCAUCAAAGCCUAUUUUGGAUCAAUUCUUGCAUGGUGUGCACCAAGUAUUCGCAGGAGAUAUUAAUUUAGUCCCAAGAGAUGAUUGGGUUCUUGUGGAUCUUGAUCUUCUUCAAACUGUUGUUACUCCUAGUGUUCGUAUUGCAUUGAAACUGUAUCAAGACACAUUUACAUGGUCAUCAGGUAAUACACAUAAUGAAUUAUACAAGAAGAUUGUUUAUACAGAGAAAAAUGUUGUAAUUUGUCCAGAAACUGAUCCGAAAUGGCGAUUUGCUGUUUUAAAUGAUGCUGAUUGUUUAUUCUCAUUUCGUUGGGUAUCUGGUCGUACAUCGGUGGAUGUUUAUCGAAUUGUUCAGUUAACUAAGAGAAGACUAGAAUUUAGAGCUAUCAAAUUAAAUCCUGAAUGUGUUCGAGGUUUAUGGGCUGGUCAACAACGUGAACAAAUAUUUUUACGUAAUAAUAAUGAAGAACGUGGUAGUAUACAAAGUGCUAAUCCAGUCUUACGGAAUUUAGUCAAUUCUAGUUGCGAUCCACCAAUUGGUUAUCCAAUUUAUGUUAGUCCUUUAAUUACUAGUUUUGCUGGCGAUAAUGAUGAUUAUAUUAAUGUAUCUGGUGGAGAAUUAUCUUUUGUUAAUAUUUUAUUGCGUAUACGUGAUUGUUGGAGACGUUUUCGUCAAUUAUGUGGUUGUAAAAAAGAAAAAUGUGAUGGUCAAAUUGAGUCUGCAAUUAAUCCAUCAUUAUUUACACGUAGUAAUACAAGCCAACAGUUGAAAACUAAUGUACCAAGUAUCACUUCUAAUAAAUCAAAUGUUCAGUUGACAUUGUCUACUCAUCCAUCAACUAGCAAUGAUAAUGAUAAUCUUGGUAAAUGGUCUUCUAAACAACUAGACUGUAAUCAGGAAACAACUUUGAUUGCAUUAAUUCACCAACAAAAUGAUUUAGAUAAUAUAACUGGAGGUAUUUUGUCUACUUCAACAAAUAGAUUUCGUGAAAAUCAUCAUUUUGAUCAUAUUUGUUGUUCCAUUGAACAAUUGUAUAAAAAUAGUCAACAAGUUAUAAUUAUUGACGCUUGUCAAAUAUUAAGCGGACAUUUAAACAAGUUACAGUGGCCAUUAAAAGGAUGGUAUCUACGUAGUUUAACUUAUUCAGCUUGUCGUUCUUCUGUAUACUCCGGUCUUGGAGCUUAUCGUAUCCACAGAUGGACUCCAAAUAAUCCUGAUCCGAAUUCACGAUCGUUUUGUCAUCGAACAAUAGCUUUACUUGCAUUUCCAGAAGGACCACCACUUCUUGACGGAUAUUAUGUAGCUAUCUGGGAAGAUAAAGGUCUGAUUGAAGUCAAAGAUUCAGAUAAGGAUAUUAAUACUACUACUACUACUAAUAAUAAUGAUAAUAAUAAUAAUAACAAUAAUGAAAAUAAUGACGAUAAUAGUCAUGAUCAAUUUCUUAUGAAUUGUUUAUUUACUAACAGAAACUGA